Messenger RNA from Salvia splendens (bonfire salvia), 462 nucleotides. RefSeq names its product toMV resistance protein Tm-2(2). Bases 1 to 462 code for a protein of 153 amino acids. NCBI's taxonomy places the organism in Eukaryota, Viridiplantae, Streptophyta, Magnoliopsida, Lamiales, Lamiaceae. Gene Ontology annotation, molecular function: ADP binding. The record is from RefSeq and is a predicted model, not a curated record. The transcript has a single exon.
AUGAGUUCAGAAGUGAAAUUAGGGCAACAUCUCGUCGCGAGCAUGAGGGGGAGGAGAUACAUCGUUGCUUUAGACGACGUGCGGGAUACCGAGAUUUUGGCGCGGCUGAGGAGCUGGCUGCCGGAGCAGAACAACGGGAGCAUAGUGCUCGUGACGACCGGCAUGGCUGAAGUUACCGAAUUUGAUGAGAGUUUUUUCCUAUUUGAAAUUCUGGUGGUGUUGAAUGAGGCGAUCAACUGGAGGUGUAUUAAGGGGUUGAUUGAGAGCCGCGGCUGGGUGGUGACGGCGGCGUUUGAGGAGGCCGGGAAGAAGAUUGUGGGGAAUUGUGGAGGGUUCCGGAUUGUGGUGGCCAAGGUUAUGGUGGCGCUGCUAAGAUCGGAGAAGUCGCUUAACUUGUGGAACAAGCUAGCUCAGAUAAAGAUGAUCCCAUUUUCAAGGUUGAUGAUGAGAUAUUGGAGGUAA